UCUUGUUUCUUGUCAGGCCUCAUUCUAGUGUUCCCGUGCGUGGCCGGUUCGAGUGGCCCGCUAUUGUACCACGGCAGCCGGAGGGAGGAAGCGCUACUUUGGGUGGUCUGACAGACCCCCGCGGCUCACAAUAGCGUGGUGCCCAAUUAUGAAGAGGACGUUUUUCUACUUGAAGGUUGUUGAUUUACGGCUCGGAGUUCAACCGCCUCCAAUUACCAUUCUGAGUGAAGCAGACAUGCACAUUCAAAGCGCUUUUCGUAUUAAAUCAUGAAGAGUGGGAGCCCAGUUUGUUUAUAAGACUCGCUGAACAAAAAGACGGGCAAGACAGUCGAGGAGCAACACCAGACAGGAGGACCAAAAGAAGAGAGAGAUUGCAGUCUCCAUGUUCCAGCUGCCCAUCUUGAAUUUCAGCCCCCAGCAGGUCGCGGGGGUCUGCGAGACGCUCGAGGAGAGCGGCGACGUGGAGAGGCUCGGUCGCUUCCUCUGGUCACUCCCGGUGGCGCCGUCCGCCUGCGAAGUCCUCGGGAAGAACGAGUCUGUCCUGCGCGCGCGGGCGGUCGUGGCCUUCCACGCGGGAAACUUCCGCGAGCUCUACCACAUACUAGAGAACCACAAAUUCACAAAGGACUCACACGCGAAGCUGCAGGCGCUUUGGCUCGAGGCGCACUACCAGGAGGCUGAGAAACUCCGUGGGCGUCCCUUAGGACCCGUAGACAAGUACCGCGUCCGGAAGAAGUUUCCACUGCCUCGGACGAUAUGGGACGGCGAACAGAAAACGCACUGCUUCAAGGAGAGGACGCGGCAUCUCUUGAGAGAGUGGUACCUGCAGGACCCUUACCCGAACCCGAGCAAAAAAAGAGAGCUGGCGCAGGCGACUGGACUCACACCCACUCAAGUGGGCAACUGGUUUAAAAACCGGAGGCAGAGAGACCGAGCGGCAGCGGCCAAGAACAGGCUACAGCAGCAGGUUCUGUCCGGUGGCUCGGUCCGAUCGCUUGGGGACGAUGACACCACAGUGGACCGCCUGGGUCCCUCCUCGAGCCCAGAAGUCAGUCUCUCGAGCAAGGCCGCCACCUCCGCCAUCUCCAUCACCUCCAGCGACAGUGAAUGUGACAUCUAACGUGACAGGCUUCAAAAGAGCAAACAGGAGAACUGUAAGAGACAAUCUAAAAACAACAAAACUUUAGUGCCUGCAACCGGCCCAGAGAGAGGCUAAAAUGAAGUAUGGAAAUAAAGCGUCAAAAUGUCAUUUUCCAUUCGUUGAUGUGAUCAACAAAAUGCGCAGUGCUUCUCACGAAGACAGGUGGGAGUUUUGGAAAAAAUCUUCUGAGGGCCUAACCUAUUGUUGUAUGUGUGCGUGCUUUAUCACGAAAAGACUGAAUAAUGUUUUACUGUUCACUUGUCUUUUUAAUAUAUAAACGAUGUUUAUUUACUUAUUUAAAAAUAUCAUCGGCCCCUAGGCCCUUUAUUUGUGUGCUUUUUUAUUAUCAUUUUUGUUGUGCGUAAUGCUGCGCGUCGUGAAAUUUCUGGAAAAAAUAAUCAUGAUUUUAAAAAAUAAAAUCACUGUUGAAUUAAGUAACGAUCGCAAAUGCACAACAUUAUUUUCUUUUCGACAUUUAUUCCAGUGUUUCCGGUUUAAAAUUGAGCAAUGCAAAGUUUCACUUCAUGAUUAUUUUAAUGUGUCUACCCGAAAGGGAAAAAAAUAUUUUUUAUAUCCUGAAGAACAGAUUUAGAACAGACGGGGAUCAAAUAUGUUGCAUGUUUUAAUGCCUCUCUGCGAGCUCAAGCUCUCUCACA
Carassius carassius (crucian carp) is the source of this 1797-nucleotide messenger RNA. It is a transcript of the gene six6a, whose product is annotated as SIX homeobox 6a. The record is from RefSeq and is a predicted model, not a curated record. Gene Ontology annotation, cellular component: transcription regulator complex; nucleus. Lineage: Eukaryota; Metazoa; Chordata; Actinopteri; Cypriniformes; Cyprinidae. The coding region runs from base 383 to 1120 and encodes 245 amino acids. The transcript is spliced from 3 exons. Gene Ontology annotation, molecular function: DNA-binding transcription factor activity, RNA polymerase II-specific; RNA polymerase II cis-regulatory region sequence-specific DNA binding. Gene Ontology annotation, biological process: regulation of transcription by RNA polymerase II; eye development.